CAUAAAUCUGCUUGCACCGCCCUCCCAUUCAGCAGUUGUUGCAUCGACCCCGUUGGGUACAACACGCAACGCAAACCCCCCGUUUUUACAAAGCCUCCUUCUUGGCGUUUUCUCCUUCUCUUCUUCCUCCUUGAACCUCAGACGGAAAAAUGCGUGAGUGCAUCUCUAUCCACGUCGGUCAGGCUGGUGUCCAGAUUGGCAAUGCCUGCUGGGAGCUCUACUGUCUGGAACAUGGGAUCCAGCCGGACGGACAGAUGCCCAGCGACAAAACUCUUGGAGGAGGAGAUGAUUCCUUCAACACCUUCUUCAGCGAGACUGGAGCUGGAAAGCAUGUCCCCAGAGCCGUUUUUGUAGAUCUGGAGCCCACUGUCAUCGAUGAGGUUCGCACAGGGACCUACCGUCAGCUGUUCCACCCUGAGCAGCUGAUCACUGGGAAAGAAGAUGCUGCCAAUAACUACGCCCGUGGACACUACACCAUUGGCAAAGAGAUUAUUGACCUGGUACUGGACAGGAUUCGCAAACUGGCUGACCAGUGCACAGGCCUGCAGGGCUUCCUGGUUUUCCACAGUUUCGGUGGAGGAACCGGUUCAGGUUUUACCUCCCUGCUGAUGGAGCGGCUCUCGGUGGAUUAUGGAAAGAAGUCCAAGCUGGAGUUUUCAAUCUACCCAGCUCCCCAAGUGUCCACUGCUGUUGUGGAGCCCUACAACUCCAUCCUGACCACCCACACCACCCUGGAGCACUCCGACUGUGCCUUCAUGGUGGACAAUGAGGCCAUUUAUGAUAUCUGCCGCAGAAACCUCGACAUCGAACGCCCCACCUACACCAACCUGAACAGACUGAUCAGCCAGAUUGUGUCCUCCAUCACUGCGUCUCUGCGUUUUGAUGGUGCCCUGAAUGUUGAUCUGACAGAGUUCCAGACCAACUUGGUGCCGUACCCCCGUAUCCACUUCCCUCUGGCCACCUACGCCCCUGUGAUCUCUGCAGAGAAGGCUUACCACGAGCAGCUCUCAGUGGCUGAGAUCACCAACGCCUGCUUCGAGCCGGCCAAUCAGAUGGUAAAAUGUGACCCUCGCCACGGAAAGUACAUGGCCUGCUGCCUUCUGUUCCGUGGUGACGUGGUGCCCAAAGAUGUGAAUGCUGCCAUCGCCACCAUCAAAACCAAACGCACCAUCCAGUUUGUGGACUGGUGUCCCACUGGCUUCAAGGUUGGCAUAAACUACCAGCCUCCCACUGUGGUCCCUGGUGGUGACCUAGCCAAGGUUCAGAGGGCAGUGUGCAUGCUGAGCAACACCACUGCUAUUGCAGAGGCCUGGGCUCGGCUGGAUCACAAGUUCGAUCUGAUGUACGCCAAGCGUGCAUUCGUCCACUGGUAUGUGGGUGAGGGGAUGGAGGAGGGAGAGUUCUCCGAGGCCAGGGAGGACAUGGCAGCUUUGGAGAAGGAUUAUGAGGAGGUUGGGGUUGACUCCAUUGAGGGUGAGGGAGAGGAGGAAGGAGAAGAGUAUUAAAAUAAACAGAGGAGUUGAGCAGGAAUUAACUACAACACGUUCUUAAACGCAUUCAAACCAGAGAUGUUUGUCCAUCAAAGUAUCAAUUUGGCUGUUUGAAUAAAACUCCUGAAAUUGUCAAGUUUGGCUUUGUUCUGAAUAAAAUCUCUGAUGUGAA
Molecule: messenger RNA, 1662 nt
Organism: Girardinichthys multiradiatus
Lineage: Eukaryota; Metazoa; Chordata; Actinopteri; Cyprinodontiformes; Goodeidae
Gene: tuba1c
Product: tubulin, alpha 1c
Exons: 4
Coding region: 150-1505 (451 amino acids)
Biological process (GO): mitotic cell cycle; microtubule cytoskeleton organization
Cellular component (GO): cytoplasm; microtubule
Molecular function (GO): GTP binding; structural constituent of cytoskeleton
Source: RefSeq, a predicted model, not a curated record